AUAAUAAUAAUAAUUCAAUAUAUUCUGAGUGUAAUUCAUCUCACAAAAGACAAAAAACGACAUAAAUAGGGUUAAUGAUGCAUUUCCUGGAUUUUGCCAUUAUUGUUUACAUUUUUGUCGAUAUCGUGAUACUAUAUAAUAUACUGUGACAUUGUCUUUGUCCACGUCAAUCGUGAAAUAAAAAAUCUGACGUCGUGACAGCCCUAAUUUGGUGUCGUUAAAAAUAUACAUUUUCUUGUGAAAGCGGACUUGGUAUCGACAUUCUGACGUGAAGAUCGAUUCUAAAAAAAAAAAAAAAAAAAAAAAAAAACACGUCUAGGUCUGAAGUAUCGACAGUUCUGGAUCGAUACGCACAUCCCUAGUUUCGUGCAGGGCUAAAAAGAGCUAAGGGGAGCUAACCAGGCUAACUCCAUGUAAACACAGUUGUAGGUUAUCCGGGCAGCGUUUUUGAGAUUAAUAAAGAUGACGAUACUGGAAGGCUAGACGCGAUAAUGGAGCCUUUCCUGCAGAUAGCUCCCCAUUCCCUGGCUAUAGUCCUGUCCAGGGUCGGGGCUGGGGAGGCUUCAGGGGCGGCCAGGCUUUCAGAGAGCGACGCACCGCCGAGACACCACAUCGGCUACGAGAUAUUUGCAGAUUUCAAGGCAGAAAAUACCCAGAAGCAUGCGCGGAACCAGCGGAUUACCGAGGCUUUGUCCGACACCUUCUUCCUGGGGUGGAUAGACGAGCAUGUGCUGCUGAUCCAGGGGAAGGAGGACCACCUGGAGGAGCUGAGGGAGGGAUGGAUGCGGAGGUCUCUCAAUCCGCCUCGGGGAUUCACCAUCAAAUAUCUAGGUGUUCCCACACCAACAGAGGAGGUUCUGCACCAUACACUAAGUAUGUUGGUCCGUGAGCAGAAGAUCUACCCGAUAGUCGACGGAUAUUUCAUUGUAACCCCUCAGACUUAUUUCAUCACUCCGAGCCUAAUCCGAAGCAGCUCCAAGUGGUACCACCUAGACGAGCGAUCUGCUGACCGACGCCAACACCAGAACCAGCAGCAGCCCCAGCAGACUCAGUGCACCUCACCUCUCUCCGGCACCGUUACCCCCUCCACUUCUGGAGGGGUGCGAGACCGAACACACCCGAGCUCCAGCCAAAACCACAGUGGAGGAGGUGGCGAUUCUUUUCACAAUAACAGUUAUCGUGGAGACGAUCCCCCUAGCCACCACACUAGCUUGCAGCGCCGAUCCCCCAAAGGCCACCGGGAGAUGUACUCAUUGCCACACUCCCCACAAACACCUCCUCAGCAAGCAGGAGGCACCACAGAAAAGAGUCGCAGCACGCUUGGGUUCCCAUUCAAGACGGACACACUUACCAAGCACCGAGGAGGGGCAGUUGGUGUAGGAGGAGGUGGAGGAGGAGGAGGAGGGGGGACUGGAGACGUAGAGAAACAAGCAGGAGGAAGUAGUACAGGAAGUCGAAAGUUUGGCUUGAAGUUAUUCCGUCUGAGUUUCAAGAAGGACAAGACCAAGCAGCUGGCUACUUUCUCUGCACAAUUCCCCCCUGAGGAAUGGCCCCUACGGGACGAGGAGGUGCCCAACCAGCUUCCACGUCACAUAGAGAUGGAGCUCAUCCGCAGAAUCAACCCUGACCUUACUGUGGAGAACCUGGUCAGACACACAGCGGUCAUGAAGCGUCUCGAAGAGGAGCGUGCUCAGAGAAGUAAAGCGUCAUCAGCCAAUGCCUCUCGUAGUAGAAGAAGUGGAGGGAGACAAAGAAAGCAAACGCAGACCAAGGUCAGUUCCUCACAUAGCAAAACAAGGGCGUCCAGAGGCGACCCCGGGGUCGGUUCCCACCUAGAGCUGGCUGAGAGAGACUACCGCGGUUACUCAUCCUCGCUGGCUCGGUCACCAAGGGACAAAGCCCUGGCCAUGGAGCGGCAAAGGGCCCGGCUACACCUGGCACACAGCAACCCCAACAUCCUCGACUCCUCCCACCUCCCUGGCACACCAGAGUGGGAUGUAUCCGGAGAGCUUGCUAAGCGACGCACGGAAAUGCCUUUCCCCGAGCCAAGCCAUGGCCCAUCAGCACACUCCAAAGUCCACCGGUCACACUCCCACACCCAGGAAAGGAAGUCCAGGAACGAACGCAGUGUCAAGGCCAAGGAACGUUCUAGAUCCAUGGACAACUCGAAAAGGUCACAUGGAGCUGGACUGAUAGGACCUUCGGACUAUUAUGAGAACCUGAGCCUUUACUAUAAUGACGAUGGUACCCUGCGAGCUAAUCAGAGCUCUUCUCACCACUCCUGUGCCACAACUCCCUUAACUAAGGUAUCGAGCGAUACCCUAGGGUUGGACGGUAGCAGGACCUUAGACAAGAAUAAGAGCAGGGACGGUCUGCCCGCAUACUUGCCGAAAUUACUACCUGCUUCCAUCCCUUCUGAUGAUUUCUUCCAGUGUUCAGGUUCCUCCGAGGCUAUUCUCUCACCAUCAGACCCAAUGGGAACUCUGGACAAAAGCAACCACGAUGGAUUAAAAGCAGGAAUCACUGACAGGCAAACAGAUAGACAGACGCCCCAUCUACCAGAAAAUAAGGAGGACUUGCCGAAAGUAGGACCUAAGGGUGGCAGCCUCCCUCCAAUACCUCUCUCUAUCUCUGACACCCCUCUUUCUAAUGGACGAUCUCCCCACAGUGCCUCUUCUGGUCAGGAGAAACUAAGGGAGAUCUUUAGUAAAGACACACUCUUUAAACCUCCCCCCAGCCUCCCUUUGCCUGGUUAUAGCUCCCUGAGAAAACCCAAAGCCCUUGCAUCCUCGGCUCUGUCCUCAUCUUGCGAUGCCCUUGAUUCCCAAGAGGACUUUGAUGCUCCCAAGCCUCUGGUGGCAACACCAGCUGCUCCCCCACAGGGGACUGAGCCCAUAUCCAGCGCCGCAGAGGCCUCCUAUGACUACUACAAUGUCUCGGACGAUGAGGAACUUGAGGAGGCGGGGGCUAAAAGUCGAACGGAUGAGAUGCCUGGAGGAAGCGUUGCGAAAAUGAGAGGAGGUGGAUCAGGGACCAUGCAGUGGCUGUUAGAGAGGGAAAAAGAGAGAGAUUUACAAAGGAGAUUUGAAAGGACCCUCACUUUCCCUGGAGCUAAAGAGAACCUGUCAGAAGCCAACCAGAACCAGCAGUCAACCCACUCUGCUAGACUGGACAGUAUGGACUCCAGCUCUGUGACUGUUGACAGUGGAUUCAACUCACCACGAACGAGGGAGAGCUUGGCGUCCAACACCUCUUCAAUAAUGGAGAGCAAUCGUCGGCAGAACCUGGCACUGAGUCCGUCGCUGAGCAUUACUACUGGCAAUGGUCCUCCUUUCUCCUUCCGAAUCCUAGAGCCUGCCGGGAGCCAACCUGAGAAACUCCAGAAGCCUAGUACCUGCCUUGCGUCAAUCACCAGCGUUUAGGGCCGGGCAGAUUGUAGAACCAAUGGACGGGACUUAGAAAAAUCAAAGUCAUGUCCCCAAUACCUGUAGACAGACGGACGGACGGACGGACGGACUGACUUAAUCAGUGGAACUGUAACGGAUUCACCGUGGAUCUGUAUCCGAUUACACACAAAUACAGACAGAUACAAACAGGACAUUAGGUCACCAGGAAACUGCUUGCUCUCACAUAAACACCACAAGGCCACUGGGCACACUGAACAUGUCAUUCCCCAGCCUCUAGUUUACAUAUUAGAACCUGUGUUCAUUCAUGAGGGUUCUAGUUGGGUUGUUUGUUUGUGUGUUCGUGUGUGUGUGUGUGUGUGUGUGUGGACACCUUUAUAGCUAUCUUUCUGAGGUGGCAACUGCAGCUUUAGACAUUUGGGACUUUUUUUUUUUUUCUCGCACCCCUUUCAAAGGGCUGUUUAAGGGUUAAGACAUGGUGUUAGGGUUAGGCUAAGGGUUGGGGUUAGGUGUAAUGCAUUCUGUCAAUGAGUAUCCUCUUAAAGAUAGCCAUACAUACACGUGUGUUUGUGCGUGGUUCUGUGCAUGUAUAAUCUGUAAUCUCAGGUUAUAUUAUUCCCAUUCCCAUCCCUGCUGCUCCAGAUAAAAUGCAUCUUUCCCUCUGGUAUCAACUAGUUCUCCGCACUGAAGAGCUGCAGCUCUGCUGACUACUGUUACUGAUGGUACGCAUAUUUUAACUGAUCCAGUCUAACAUAUCAUGUUGUCUUAACAUACGCCACUGGCAGACUCCCCUUUAAGGACCAGUGCGACGGGGGAAUGGCAAUGCAUACCUUGACCAUCAUUCCAAAAACGUUUCAACACUUGAACUCAAAGGAGUAGCCUAUAAACAGUGUUUACUUUUUAUUUUUAACAGUGAUAUCCUAUGUAGAAUGAACAGAACACUUCAUGGGUCUCUUAGUUGCCCGUCUGAAAUGCCUGUUCGCUUACCAAUGGUUACGACGUGAACAGUUUACACAUAUUUAAAUAAUUCUAACACAGGCGGAUGUUUUUAUUUGCUUUGUUUUUUGUGUUCAUCUCCACUGGAUACAUCUGUCAUGUUCAUCUCAUCUCCACCUGAAAACAGUCCUUUGUCAUUCUUGUAUUCAUGCCACUAUUUUUAACAGACUGAAUGGGUUUUGUGAGGAGUAAGAAGAACUACAUGAAAGAAACAAAUAAAUAAUGUACAAAAAAAAAGAGAGCGGUAACAUUAAGUACAUUUAUAUAGAAUAUAAUUACCUACAUUUAUUGAAGGUUAACGUGAAAUUAAUAGUUUAUGAUGAUGUGCUGAAUUUGUUACAUUGCUUAUACAUACAUACGUAGAUAUAUGUAGCACAACCAGACUUAUCAUAUAUUAUUUUAUACACUGUAGGUUCUGUUGUUCAUGGCAGCUACAGAUCAUGUUUAUUUCCAGUGCUCCAUAGGAUGUAAAUGCAUUCAUAAGUGCCCAGUUUUUCACUUUCCCCCAAAAGAAAUUUAUUUUCAUUCUUUGGCUGAGAAGGUUCUCGGUCAUCCAAAAAGCAAAGCUGAAACAAAUGUAAACUGUGGGGAGUUUAGGUUUUUAAUAGGAACAUGUGUGGGUAAUUCCCUUAGACUUUAAAUAAAUAAGCUCCUUAAAGGUGAAGCCAAAGCAAACAGAGCUCCCCCUGGUGUCUGACUACAGUAUAACCCCCUCCUCUAAACUCCACCUCCUCCAUGUUAGUGGAUGAGACUUGAGCCAAACGAAAACACUAAAAUACACGUCAAAUAUAUUUUGUUUCAAGGAUCGAUUCUCUUAUUUUAGGUAGUUAAUAUAAUA
Mugil cephalus (flathead mullet) is the source of this 5238-nucleotide messenger RNA. RefSeq names its product storkhead-box protein 2-like. The transcript is spliced from 3 exons. Gene Ontology annotation, cellular component: cytoplasm; nucleus. Bases 492 to 3422 code for a protein of 976 amino acids. Gene Ontology annotation, biological process: positive regulation of transcription by RNA polymerase II. NCBI's taxonomy places the organism in Eukaryota, Metazoa, Chordata, Actinopteri, Mugiliformes, Mugilidae. The record is from RefSeq and is a predicted model, not a curated record. Gene Ontology annotation, molecular function: DNA-binding transcription activator activity, RNA polymerase II-specific; RNA polymerase II transcription regulatory region sequence-specific DNA binding.